AUGUUCGCCGCUCGCACCGCCGUUCGAGUCGCCGCGCCGGCCGGGGCUCGGUCCUUCAGCAGCACGCCGACGCAGAUGGCCACCCUGCGCGAGCUCGAGAGUCGUAUCAAGUCGGUCGGUAACAUUGGUACGUUCCCUCGUCGUCUGUCACGGUCGAUCGUGCCACUGACCAUGAUCACGGCUUGUACUCUCUACAGGCAAGAUCACAAAGUCGAUGAAGAGUACGUAUCGUCAUCGUCGUACACCACACACGCCCCGCCGCCCGCCUCCGCAUCCCGCAUCCCGCAUCCCGCAUCCCACCCAUAUACCCGCAACCCACCUACUGCCGCUUUACCCCUAUCCCAUCCGUAUUGGCAUAGUGUCGCACGCUCUAUGAUCCGUUUGGACUCACCUGUGUAAUCCACCUUGUCUCCCACAGUGGUUGCCGCGUCUCGAUUGGCGCGUGCCCAGAACUCGAUGCGCCUCGCCAAGGCCUACGGUCAAGCCAACAACGCCGUCUUCGAGCAGUCCGAGGCCGCAAAGUCCGAGGCCAAGGUCGAGAAGAUCCUCUACAUCGCCGUCUCGUCUGACCGUGGUCUGUGCGGUGGAAUCCACUCGUCGAUCGCCAAGGCGACCAAGCGCGACAUCGAGACCGGCGAAGGUGCCGGCAAGGAGGUCACCAUCGUCGCGCUCGGUGAGAAGCCCAAGCAGCAGCUCGCCCGUGGCACCCACAGCCACGAGAUGGCCCUCUCCUUUUCGCAGAUCGGCAAGGCCGUCCCCACCUUUGCCGAUGCGCUCGCCAUCGCUGACAAGAUCGAGUCAGAGCACCUCGAGUUCGACAAGGUGCGUCCUUCUCGAGUCGGGGGAACGUCGGUUACGGACGGGGACUAAUCGCGGGUAUUGUAUUGCUUCCCACAGAUCAAGAUCGUGUACAACAAGUUCUUGACCGUCAUCUCGUACGAGGCCGCCUUCAUCGAGAUCUACUCCAACAAGGCCUUGUCGCUCUCGCCCGCCUUCUCGGCUUACGAAGUCGAGAGUGACGAGCUCGGUGGUGACCUGUCGUCGUUCGCUAUGGCCAACGCCAUCUACGCUGGUCUCGUUGAGGGUUUCGCUGCCGAGGUGAGUUGGCGACGUAUGCGACCCGAGGGAUGGCACACUGGGAAAGCGGAUGCUGGGUUGAGGAGCAUUCGAAACUGAUGGCAUUUGGCUCGUUGCAGAUUUCGGCCCGUCGCAAUGCCAUGGAGAACGCCUCCAAGAACGCCGGUACGUGGUGUUGAUGAUGUGAGAAGAUUCCGGGAUGCGGCUUGUUGACCUUUGAACCGCAACUCGAACGACUCACAGAGGAGAUGAUUGCCAAGCUCCGGAUGCAGUUCAACCGAAUGCGUCAAGCCGCCAUCACGAACGAACUUGUCGAUAUCAUCACUGGUGCUUCGGGUACGUUAUCAUGUUGCACUAUGGCUUCUCUCUUGAUGGUUCACGUCGAUCCGAUUGCUGACCGCGCUUAAUCGCUUCUGCCUCCCGACAGCUCUGUAA
This is a messenger RNA of Microbotryum saponariae, 1512 nucleotides long. NCBI's taxonomy places the organism in Eukaryota, Fungi, Basidiomycota, Microbotryomycetes, Microbotryales, Microbotryaceae. The record is from the annotation of a GenBank genome assembly.